Messenger RNA from Brassica napus (rape), 2889 nucleotides. RefSeq lists its product as uncharacterized. The transcript has a single exon. The record is from RefSeq and is a predicted model, not a curated record. Bases 1 to 2889 code for a protein of 962 amino acids. NCBI's taxonomy places the organism in Eukaryota, Viridiplantae, Streptophyta, Magnoliopsida, Brassicales, Brassicaceae. Gene Ontology annotation, molecular function: nucleic acid binding; RNA-DNA hybrid ribonuclease activity.
AUGAGGCCAAGAGUCUCAACUCAGAUGAAUGAGGAGCUGACAAAAGUGGUUUCCGAGAUAGAGAUCAAAGAAGCAAUCUUUAAGAUCAACCCAACUAAAGCGCCAGGCCCUGAUGGGAUGUCGGCUUUAUUCUUUCAAAAAUUUUGGCACGUAAUCAAGGAGCAGUUUGUUAAGGAGGUUCAGUUAUUUUUUGAGAAGGGUUCUCUGCCUAGAGAAUGGAACUAUACACAUCUUUGUUUGAUUCCAAAGACGUUGGAGCCAAAGACAAUUUCUGACCUCAGACCUAUUAGCCUCUGCUCUGUGAUCUACAAAACAGUGUCAAAAAUAAUGGUGAAAAGAUUGAAGCCAUGGAUGAAGGAGUUGAUAUCAAAUACACAGUCUGCAUUUGUAACUGAGCGGCAGAUUUUUGAUAACAUCACCGUUGCUCAUGAGAUGAUACAUUCACUGGACAAGCUGGAGGAUAAUGCGGUGGAUCAGAUGGUCGUUAAAACAGACAUGUCAAAGGCAUAUGAUCGUGUGGAGUGGAGCUACCUUAGAUCAAUUUUAUGUGCCUUGGGCUUUGAUGUGCGCUGGAUCAACUGGAUUAUGAAAUGUGUUACUUCGGUAACAUAUUCGGUUCUCAUAAACGAUCAGGCGCAUGGGAUGAUUUCUCCGCAAAGGGGUCUUAGGCAAGGGGAUUCUUUAUCUCCAUUACUCUUCGUCCUCUGUACGGAAGGCCUAUCUCAUCUUCUAAGGAAAGCGGAAAGUGAAAGAAGAAUUGAAGGAAUUAAAUUUGGAGGUUUUGGACCCUCAGUUAAUCACAUGUUAUUUGCCGAUGACUGUUUGUUUGCUUGUAAGGCUGAUGAUGCACAAAGCUCAGAACUACGGAGAGUACUCACAAGAUAUGAAGGACUGACUGGCCAAGUCAUCAACCCUGAGAAGUCAUCUAUCAUCUUUGGCAAAGGUGUUCUGGAGGACAAUAAGAUUAGGGUCAAGCAUCGGUUAGGAAUUGAAGCUGAAGGAGGUGGAGGUAAAUAUUUGGGUCUACCGGAAGUGUUAAAGGGCUCCAAAAUCAAAACAUUUUCCUAUUUGAAGGAAUUUAUGUCAAAGAAGGUUUCGGGGUGGCAUGCCAGAACACUAUCACAAGGUGGGAAAGAGGUUCUGCUUAAGGCAGUUGGAACAGCUCUACCAGUGCACGCUAUGUCGGUUUAUAAAAUUCCGAAGAUGGUCAUCUCCAGCCUACAUAGUGUUAUGGCGAGCUUCUGGUGGAGUAAUGUUGAAUAUAAAAGGAAAAUCCAUUGGAUGAGUUGGGAUAAGCUAUGCCUACCAAAAGAAAUAGGGGGGAUGGGAUUUAAGGAUUUGGAAUGCUUCAAUCAAGCGCUGCUAGCUAGACAAGGUUGGAGAAUUAUUCAAUUUGAAGAUAGUCUACUGGCCCAAGUUUUAAAAGGGAAAUAUUUCGAGAAUGACUCUUUCAUCAAGGCGCAAAUGGGGAGUAAACCAUCAUAUGCUUGGAGGAGCCUGAUGUAUGGGAGAGAAUUGCUGAAAAAAGGCUUAAAACACUUGAUAGGUGAUGGAAGGAGCGUUAAGGUAUGGUCUGAACCGUGGAUAGAAGAUGAAGGAGGUCUUUGUAGAGCUCCUGCGCGAAAACAGAUAAGCUUUGAUGUUAACCUUGGUGUGUCAGAGUUGAUUGACUACCAAAAAAGAAGAUGGAACCAUGAGAGAUUAGGGGAGCUCUUUAUUUCUGGAGACGUCAACAUUCUGAUGCUAAAUCAACCUGCAAUUUCGGAAAAAGACUCUUGGGUUUGGAGAUUCAAUAAAAGUGGAGCCUAUUCGGUGUGUUCUGGAUAUGAGGUGGCUUUCUCUAACCUUCAUCAGGAACUGAUCAAAAUUCAAACUGAGCUCCCUUCUAUAAAUCCUCUGAAGGCUAAGGUUUGGAGUCUCCAGGCGCCAUCAAAAAUUAAGAUAUUUAUAUGGAAGGCACUCUCUGGCUCCUUAUCAGUGUUGGAUAAUCUUAGAAGUAGAGGAAUGAAAUGUGAUUUGGUAUGUCAAACAUGUGGGAAUGAAGGGGAAUCUAUUAAUCACGUGCUUUUCUCUUGCACUUUAGCAAGACAAGUGUGGGCAGUGUCUGAAUUCCCGACACCACAAGGAGGUUUCCAUGAGGAUUCUGUUUACCAGAAUAUGAGCUACCUUAUCACAGCAUGGUCAGAUUACAGAGAGCAGUGUGAGAUUACAAAAAUUUUCCCUUGGACGUUGUGGUAUCUAUGGAAAAAUAGAAAUUCUUUGCUGUUUGAAGGAUUUCUCUUUGAUGGACACCAAACGUAUCAAAAAGCGUAUGAGGAAGCCAAUCUAUGGCUUCUAGCGCAAAACAUGGAGGUGGGUGAUACAAAUGGAAAUGAUACCCAUCCCGGAGAGCAUGGGGAUAGGUGGAAACCUCAGGAAGAAGGAGAACUUAAAUGCAACAUUGGUAUGAGGUGGAAAGCAAAGGAAAGGAUUGCAGGGGCCGUAUGGGUUCUAAGAAAUGCGAGCGGAGAAGUCCUGCUUCACAGUCGUCGGUCUUUUGGAGCAGUGGGAUCAAAGGAUGAGGCAUACUUCUUAAGCUUAGCUUGGGCGAUUGAAAGUAUGUUCUCUCACAAGUGUUGGAAAGUCUACUUUGUUCUUGAAGGGGGAAAUUUGGUAAAUGCUAUCAAUAGGCCAAAAGCUUGGCCCUCCUUCAUAUUUAAAGUGAUUGAAAUCAAAAGGUUACUUAGGGAGUUUUUGAGCUGGAGAAUUGAUCGUGAGUCUUAUGAAGCAAACAGGGGUGCUAGACUUAUAGCUGAUAGUGCAGUUCACAGCAGUAGAUUCCAGUCUUAUGUUGGUAGGGGUUUUCCUAGAUGGCUGUCUCAUGUUUUUGAUAAUGCCCGUGUUCCUUAG